UUAAUAGUUUGUACAUGUGCAAUAAAAAUGGCGGAAUACUUGGCAUCUAUUUUUGGAACAGAGAAAGACAAGGUGAACUGUGCUUUCUAUCACAAGAUUGGUGCAUGUCGUCAUGGUGACCAGUGUUCACGCCUACACAACAAGCCGACAUUCAGUCAGACUGUUAUGUUGCAGAACUUGUACCAGAAUCCUACGAGAGGAAUAACCACUGUCAGCCCUGAAGAGGAACAGUCACAUUUUGAGGAAUUCUUUGAAGAUGUUUUUAUCGAGUGCGAAGAGAAGUAUGGACCUAUUGAGAAGAUGCACGUGUGCGAUAAUUUGGGUGACCAUUUGAUUGGAAACGUUUACAUUAAAUUUCGAUUUGAAGAAGAUGCCGAGAAAGCAGUUCAGUCCUUAAACAACAGAUGGUUUAAUGCUCAGCCUGUUAGGGCAGAGCUGUCUCCUGUUACUAACUUUAAGGAGGCGUGCUGCCAUCAGUUUGAUGUUGGUCAAUGUGGCAGAGGUGGUUUUUGUAAUUUUUGGCACAUAAAACCUAUCCCACAUAAACUGAGACGGUUUUUAUAUGGUGGACAGAAAUAUGAUUACGAUCAUUGACAUUGAGCUUAUUCUAUCAUAAUGAACUGGUUCCUUCAAGUUGGUGUAAUCUUUUUUCUCCUUUUCAGCCUCUCUCUUUGUAUGUAUUAAACUUUUUAAAAUGAAAAAAA
Molecule: messenger RNA, 704 nt
Organism: Amphimedon queenslandica
Lineage: Eukaryota; Metazoa; Porifera; Demospongiae; Haplosclerida; Niphatidae
Product: splicing factor U2AF 35 kDa subunit-like
Exons: 8
Coding region: 28-594 (188 amino acids)
Biological process (GO): mRNA splicing, via spliceosome
Cellular component (GO): U2AF complex
Molecular function (GO): RNA binding; metal ion binding
Source: RefSeq, a predicted model, not a curated record